This is a messenger RNA of Symbiodinium necroappetens, 796 nucleotides long. NCBI's taxonomy places the organism in Eukaryota, Dinophyceae, Suessiales, Symbiodiniaceae. The record is from the annotation of a GenBank genome assembly.
GUUAGUUGGCUCUCUGGACCUGCUGGGAAAUGUCUACGAGGCUUGCGGAGGCGACCGGAAGGACUGGAGUCUCUUCGUUGUCGGGGCGGACAAGCCGGACGCUGUUCCGGAGCAGUGUAACCGAGAAGCAGCCGGGAAGAUGGAGGCCAUGCGUGGCCAAGGUCCCUGGCCGAACUUUGUCUACCAUCUUCGGAACAACCAUCCCGUGUUUGGCGUGUUCUGCUGCGAGCACGGACAUCCCUUCAGCCCUGUUGAGAGGAUGGGCUUGCUGGUGCUGCUUCUUAGCUUCGCUUACUUCAUGGCCGGAUUGAAGGUGAAGUUUGUUGACUAUACGAAGCACACGCACUGGAAUGACCAAUGGGACUGGCUGUGGAUCGACUGCUACUCAUUGCUGUGCAUAACCCUGCCCAGCAUGGUCCUGCAGACCAUGCUGAAGUAUUUCGCAUUGUUGAACUACAAGUAUGUGCUGAACAAGUACAGCUACUUUGCAAAGGUGAGAGACCAGCGCUGCCGUUCCUUUGCCAGGCAGUUCUGCGCUGACCGCGGUCUUGGCAUCGAGCGGCCUCGGACUCAUCGGCAGCAAGGUACUGGCUUCGGUGGCUUCGGGGAUUGUGACUGCCUCGAGAAGUGUUGCAAGCUCUUCUGCAAGCUCUCCGACGCUUGCAAGGCCUGCAACAACUCCUGUGAAGAUGGAAAAGCGCAAGCUGUCAACUCGCUUUUCGCCAGCCUCUUUGCCGGGCUGGCCUUUGCUGGGUCCUGUGUCUUCGUCGUCCUUGGGAUCCGCCUCGACAUGGAC